GCAGCCGGGAGCCGGGGAGGAUGGGAGGAGGAGGAGGAGGAGGAGGAUGGAGCCGGCCCGGCUCCGCCGAGAGAUCAGGGCAAAGUAUGAAUCGCACAUCACCCGAAAUCAGAUAAAGACCGUCAGCUCAGCAAGGACGCAGGCAGAAGAAGGUGCAAGUAAAAGAAUGGACAAAGAUGCAGAAGCACUAAAGGCAGCCAGGGCAGAGCUGUGUGAGGCCAGACGGCAGUGGCACCACAUGCAGGUCGAAAUCGAGUCUCUCCACGCCGUGGAAAAGGGUUUGGAACGUUCGUUGCGGGCCACAGAGCAGCAGUACCACAUGCAGCUACAGAAUUUGGAAGGUGAGAUUGAGUGUUUGGAGAAAGAGCUGCUGGAAGUGAGAAGGGGAAUUGAGAAACAGCUUCGAGAGCACGAAAUUCUCCUGAACACGAGGAUGAAGCUGGAGGAGGAGAUAGCGACGUAUCGCAGUCUGCUGGAGCAAGAAGAGAGCAGGUUCCGUUGCUCGAUACCUGCCCAGAAGGAUGACAAAAAGCCCAGCACGAGCAAGAUCACCUUUAUGCUGCCUCCAGAUGGUGUAAAGAAGCACGAACCAGAGAAGGUGGAACUGAUGACAAAACAAGCAAUCCUAGAUGGAAACAUCAUGAAGGAAAGUGCUGAAGCUCAUGGCACUGUACAGACAGAAAAAGUGGAUGAAGUCAUUAAGGAGUGGGAAGGUUCUUUCUUUAAGGACAACCCUCGCCUAAGGAAAAAGUCGGUCUCCCUGCGUUUCGACCUCCACCUGGCAGCCACGGACGAGGGGUGUCUGCACACGAAAAAGAAAACUCUCCCCGACAUUGAAGUCAGGCUGGUGAUGAGGAGAUCCUGCAGCAUCCCCUCCAUCAAACCUUAACCUCAGCCCAUUCCCCCGGAGAGCACCUCCAACGGGCUCUGGAAAUAAACUGUGGAUGGACUCCCACAGCCGCUGUCUGCUACAACCACACCCUCCCAGGCACUUGGAUUAACACCAUAAAACCACACGAGUCCUCUGAAAAUUAGGGAGAAGAGCAAGGGAGUUCAGAUUCCAGGAAACCCAACUUCUGCUGGUUUUAUACUCUGGGUGCAGCCCUUUCAUUUUCUCAUUGUUGUUGUUUUGUAGGAUUUCACCAAAUAGGACAAAAAUUAACUUUAUAGUUUGACAUAUCUGCCUUUGUAAAGGAGAACUUGUCUUCUCUUUCUGGAAAUGAGAAAUGCAUAUUUCACUCUCUUACAUAUUCAGUAUUGCAUAUAUAUAAUGACUGGGGCAUACAUAUAACGACUGGGGAAUCCUUGCAAUAAUUUAUAUCACAUCUGUCAUAACUCUAGAAAUAUAUUUUAAAAUAAUACUUUCUAACAGCAAAACUUACAUACAAAGAUGCUCUUAAAAUACAUGAACUAUUAACAAUUUUCUUUUAAAAGUGGCUGGUAUUUUUAAAUUCAUUUUUUUAGGCAACAGCUGAGCAAAAAUAUCUUUCCCUUGCAUCCUUCUAAACCCAUUUUUAAAAGUGUUGUUACAAUCCAGCAACAUUUUACCCCUGUAUCACUCCCCUGGUUUUGAAGCAGUGAUUUCCCCUGAAAAAUCAAUCAUUUGUGUCUGCACACAGCUGUACUACAACUCUCUCAGCCAGGCCAGGUGAAAUUACCCUCUAAUUGUUCAAAUGUGAGGAGUCAACCAACCAUUUUAAUGCUGGCAUUCUGUUAAUUUUGUUUAUUGUAACAGCGUGCGUUAAAAUACCUUCAACAAAUUCCUCUUCUGACAAACAUUAAGGGACUCUCCCGACCUAGGACAUGUGACAAGUUACCAGGGUACAACUGUUAUUCCUUCAAAUUAACUGGGAAAAAAAAAAAAAGGGCUACAAAUUCCAAUCCAAUUCAACCAGACCCCUUAGGAACCCCCCAGUCCUGCUGGGAGUAGCCGUGAGCAAACACAGAGCCCAGCAGGCGACCCUGCACACGGAGGACCAGCCGCCCUCCUGGGGAACGCUGCGGGACAAUCAGAGACCCAACCCAGCCUGUACCGAGACAGGAGCGACUGUCUGUGACGGUUCUGACGAGGAUCUGAUCUCGGCCCCCCCCGAACGCCGGGACUGCAGGGGCUCAGAGUCCGCCAACCCCACGCGCCGGAUUUGCUGGAUCACAGCAGCACGUGGAGGAUUGAGUUCAGUGUCAGCAUCUGCCUUAUCACCUACGGCAUGUGUGCAAAACUGGGACUACAGAUUCCUCCAGGGUUAAUUUAUGCUUCUAUCAUUUGUUCAUGGUAACAAUGCAUCGAUAUUGCCCCGUCCUGUCUGUACUGUAUCGAGCUGGCUAAUUAUCCUUAACCCAAACCCUGAGCUGGUGUUGUUACCUCUUGAGUACUUGGCAUCCUGAAUGUAUCAACCUGCUCCAGUAUUUCCACUAUGCAGCUUUUUUUUUUUUUUGUGCUUAGACUCUGUACAUUUUACAAUACUUGAAUUUAAACUAAGUUUUAAUUGCUUUAAGGCACUUUAAACAGGGAUACCGACUUACCAAAGUAAAUUACAGUACUACAAUAAAAAAGUAUUAAAAUGGA
This is a messenger RNA of Chiroxiphia lanceolata (lance-tailed manakin), 2566 nucleotides long. RefSeq names its product keratin 222 (gene KRT222). NCBI's taxonomy places the organism in Eukaryota, Metazoa, Chordata, Aves, Passeriformes, Pipridae. Bases 47 to 889 code for a protein of 280 amino acids. The transcript is spliced from 6 exons. The record is from RefSeq and is a predicted model, not a curated record.